GGGUGAGGGACAGACCAAGCCGCGAUGGGUAUGAGAUUGGUCAAUAAUGACCAAUGCGAACGACUGGGAUCUGAUCAGAGUUGGUAACGAUGGACAUCGAAGUCAGAUCCGACAAGCCCUUCCUCUCGGACGACGAAGACGGCGACACAGAACUAUUCGUCAGGAGCUACAAUAAGACACUGCCGAAUGGCAAUAGGACAUCGAUCCACGUGGAUAAACAGAUCACCAAACACAGCAGACGGAAGCGCCGGGUGUUCUUAGCAGUGACUGUUCUUGCCGCCGUCGUACUCUUAGUCAUAACCAGCACUAUCUAUUCCACCAGGAGAGACACACCGGGGUUGGCAAACUUCACGGAAGCUACGAAGCAGCUGGCACAAGCUCCCGCGAAACCUCACAUCUUCUUCAUUGUCGGUGACGACAUUGGCUGGAAUGACGUAGGAUGGAGGAACCCGGAUAUGAAAACACCAAAUCUCGACAAACUCGCAAAGGAUGGUGUGAAAUUGAAUCAUUAUUACACGUAUCCGACGUGUAGUCCGUCUCGUGCUGCAUUUUUGACUGGGUACUAUUCUCAUCGACUGGGCCUACAGCAUCGCGUGAUCGAAGAACACCAAUCAAAACACAUCCCGUUGAAUGUGCCGCUCAUCUCCGAGAAGUUACGAGAUUUGGGCUACGCAACUCAUGCGGUAGGAAAGUGGCAUCUUGGACACUGUAACUGGAACUACACUGCAACUCAUCGAGGGUUCGAUUCAUUCUUUGGGUAUCGCUUUGCAACGGAAGAUUAUUACACACACUUGGAAAGAGGUUUUUAUGAGUUAUGGGAAAAUGAUGAACCCUUCUUCGAUAAAAACAAAACCUAUUCAACAGAUCUUUUCGCCGAAAGAGCUCUUGGGAUCAUCAAUGCCCACGUUGAAGAGAAGAGUCCGAAACCACUUUACAUGUACCUAGCAUUCCAAGCAAUUCACGGCCCGACACAGGAAACGCCAAAGGAUUAUCGCGUUUUCACACCAAAGAAUAUCAAUGAAAACGUCCGUAAAGUCACCACGCACACCCUUUACGCCAUGGAUGUUGCCAUCGGUAAGAUUGUUCGCUUGUUAAAAGAAGGAGGCAUUUACGAUAACUCGUUAAUAAUAUACACGUCGGAUAACGGUGGUGCAGUGGCAAAUGGCGGCAACAAUCAACCCCUGAGAGGUGGCAAAUUCACUCUGUGGGAAGGUGGCGCACGAGUUGCCGCAAUGGUGCAUGGUGCAAUGAUUCAAAAUCCCGGAAGAUCAUUUGAUGGACUAUUCCACGCUACGGAUUGGUUUCCAACCUUGUUAACAGCGGUCGGAUCACCAUGGAAACACGAUAUUGCACCAUCAUACGACGGAAUUGACCAAUGGGAAACCAUCAAGACAGGAGGAACUUCAUUGAGAUCUCGCCGAGACGAGAUUGUGUACAGUAUAGAUCCGCGUGGCUCUGCCAUUCGUGUUGGUGAUUACAAACUUAUACUUGGUGAUCCGAUCGGGAACGUUUGGGAACGAAGAGUCGGGAAAGGCGCCGGCAGUUGUAUCUACUCCCCGGACCUUUCUUUCUCCGCGACACAUUGCGAAGUUAACCUGACCAGUGCGAUGUUGUUUAAUGUAAGAGAAGACGAAUCAGAAAGUCAUGACCUUGCCAAUGUCAUGCCAGAGGUGGUCAAACUUCUGACUGGCAAACUAGAUUCGGAAAGACAGCGUCGCGUGCCACCUCAGUCUGAGCGCAAUUAUAUGAAGGAAAUGAAACCGUUUAUCAAAAAUAAUGUUUUAUAUCCGGGAUGGUGUUAGGUUGGAGGCAGAGACAAAGGAAUACGGAUGACAGUUCAUUCCUUGUCGACUUAAAUGGAUUCCUAGUCCACGAACCUAUAGGGAUCUAUAGCUAUUGUGCUUGGUCCGCCGGGACAACACGAACUCGAUGACUGUGUGGUUGUUAGAAAGCAGUGUUACCUCACAACAUCACAUUGACGUGUUAUUUCAUGUUUUCGAGUAAUGACCACUUGUACCAGCAACAUGUCGACAAGGCGUUAUGAGCCACCAUGCUUUCUGACAACCUGGACAAUUGUGUUAC
This is a messenger RNA of Lineus longissimus, 2082 nucleotides long. RefSeq names its product arylsulfatase J-like. Bases 90 to 1802 code for a protein of 570 amino acids. The transcript is spliced from 2 exons. The record is from RefSeq and is a predicted model, not a curated record. Lineage: Eukaryota; Metazoa; Nemertea; Pilidiophora; Heteronemertea; Lineidae.